This is a messenger RNA of Salvia miltiorrhiza (redroot sage), 2699 nucleotides long. Its product is annotated as glucan endo-1,3-beta-glucosidase 14. Gene Ontology annotation, biological process: carbohydrate metabolic process. NCBI's taxonomy places the organism in Eukaryota, Viridiplantae, Streptophyta, Magnoliopsida, Lamiales, Lamiaceae. The record is from RefSeq and is a predicted model, not a curated record. The transcript is spliced from 3 exons. The coding region runs from base 312 to 1439 and encodes 375 amino acids. Gene Ontology annotation, cellular component: plasma membrane. Gene Ontology annotation, molecular function: hydrolase activity, hydrolyzing O-glycosyl compounds.
AAAUACAUAACUGGAAAUUCCUUUAUCAAUAAUCUUGCUCUAGUAAAAUACUACAGCACUUCCUUCCUUCCAUCAUUCUAAUCCAAAUGAAGCUAUGCAUUGUCUAGUGAGAGAGAGAGAGAGAGAGAGAGAGAGAGAGAGAGAGAGAGGGAUUUGCAGCACAAGAGCCAACUCAAUUUGUAUUUGUAUCCGUACCAAAAUAUAUAUUAUUUAAAUGCACAAAAACGUGUGCGCCUACAUAUAUAUAUAGAUACAAAAUGAAGCGAUAAAGUAGCGCCGUGGCUGAGAUUUAUCAGAGUUGGCAACUUGCAAUGGCCAUCCCUCUCCUCCUCCUCCUCAUCUUCUUCUCAGAUUCAUUGAUGAAGAGCGAGAGCUUAGGAGUAGGGAUCAACUACGGCCAGAUUGCAAACAACCUGCCGUCGGCGUCGCGCGUGGUGCACCUCCUCGGAUCCGUGAACAUCACGCGCGUGAAGCUCUACGACGCCGAUCCGGUCGUCCUCUCCGCCUUCGCCAACUCCGGCGUCGAAUUCGUGAUCGGAUUAGGCAACGAGAACCUCCAGAGCAUGACCGAUCCCGUCCAAGCCCAAUCCUGGAUCCAGCAGCACGUCCAGCCCUACAUCUCCCAGACCAGAAUCACCUGCAUCACCGUCGGCAACGAGGUCCUCAUGGGCAACGACACGCGCCUCAAAUCCUACCUCCUCCCCGCAAUGCAGACCGUCGCCGCCGCCCUCCGCUCCCUCGGCCUCACCAAGGACAUCUACGUCACCACCGCCCACUCCUUCAACAUCCUCAGCACCUCCUUCCCCCCCUCCGCCGGCGCCUUCCGCCCCGAUCUCGCCGAGUAUAUGCAGGGGAUCCUCGCCUUCCACAAGCAGACCAAUUCCCCCUUUCUCAUCAAUGUCUACCCCUUCUUCGCCUACAAGGACAGCAACGGCCAGGUGCCGCUCGAUUACGUCCUCUUCCAGCCUAAUUCCGGCAUGAUCGAUCCCUCCACCAACCUCCACUACGAUAACAUGCUCUACGCGCAGAUCGACGCUGUUUACUCGGCGAUGAAAGCCCUAGGCCACACCGACAUCCCGGUCAAGGUCUCCGAAACCGGGUGGCCUUCCAAGGGCGAUCCCGAUGAGGUCGGGGCCACGCCGGAGAAUGCCAGAUUGUAUAACGGGAAUCUGCUGAGUAGGAUUGAGCAGAGGCAGGGGACUCCGGCGAAGCCUCAGGUGCCGAUUGAUAUCUUCUUCUUCGCGCUUUUUAAUGAGAAUAUGAAGCCUGGGCCGGUUUCUGAGAGGAACUACGGCUUGUAUUAUCCUGAUGGCUCGCCUGUCUACAACAUUGGGCUGCAGGGGAUUCUUCCGCGCAUAAAUUACUCUGCUUCUGCCAAAAAUGUUGUCAUGUUGUUCACCCCUAUUCUUCCUAUAUUCUUAUUGAUAUGUUUAUGGUAGCGGAAGAGGUAGAGGUAGAGGUAGAAGGAGGAGCUUGCAGACAACAUUUUUCUCAAGAUUAGACCAUUUCUUUUGGUGGGAAAACGUUCGAGGUAAGGACUGUUCAGUGUUCAUUCAUGUUAAUUGUUCAAUUUCCAUAUUGCUCAAAAAGUGAGAUUUAGAGGGUGUCGUGUUAAACUUAUUUUAAAGAGCUUAUAAGCUUCAAUAAAUUACAAGAUGAAGUUUUCAAGAGCUUACAAGUUGUUAAAAUAUUUAGAUAAUUUAGCAUUUAGCAUAUAAGUUAGCGAGUAUAUGUAUAACUGUUUAAAAAAUUAUUGAGCCAAGUAAUUUGCAAGAGAUUAUAAACCCCUAAUAAUUUAUAAAUCAUUUGAAAAACCUUAAGGUGGUUUGCACUGUUUAGGAGUCCAACCUCUGCCACUUGAUGUUUUUAGAGUUAUCCAAUUUGGCUUCCAUCAAAGUCCAAGUAGUAGAAAAGUUUGAAAAGUAAUACUACUAAUUUGAUGAAUCCAUUAUUUAGUAUUCUAUUUCCCCUUUUGUCUCUUACUAGGCGCCUACAUACAAAAACGGUUUUACACAUCCUUUGCAUCGUCACCUUUCCAAUAUCUUUCUUCAAUUUUCAAACGCGGCGGUAUGCCGACCAACUUCGCAUGAAGCUGUUCGCUUCCAAGCCAAAAAAACGUGUCUUGGCGGCUAUGAAAUUAUGGGAUAAUAUAAAAAAAUAAAACAUUCUGCCUAGCUACACUUCUAUUUGACAAUACAACAAAAAACGGCGCCGUUUCAACGCUAUCGCCGUCAUCGCUCCUUGAUCUUUACCGGCAGCUUUGUUGACUACGGCUUAAUGUGCGUGAAAACCGUGAUUUUUUUUGGUAGGCUGUCCACUUUGAUCGUUGAAACAUAACUAAUUUUGCCCAAAAUAGUGAUUUGUGUUACGUGUCUUUUUUUUUUUCCCCCUAAAUACUACAAGAUUUGGUGCAUGUCGAUUAUUGACAGGUCAGGAAUGAUCUUUUUAUGUAGGUGAUGUUGCAAAGGUGGAAGAGAUUGGGCAGAGAGCAUUGGUGUAGUGGAAAGUAGGACUUUUUAGAGAGGGAUAUACAUACUUUUAGAUCGAAUAGGAAAUUCAUCCACAUAUAUAAACACACAAUAAAUAGCAUACUUGUCAUUUUGAUAGACACAAUAGAAGUUGCACUUUAAUUUAAUGUAUUCGAUUUCGUGACACUGCCGAUUUCUACUUAUUUAUAUCAGAUUCGUUUCACAAGUUCA